Messenger RNA from Danio rerio (zebrafish), 3039 nucleotides. NCBI's taxonomy places the organism in Eukaryota, Metazoa, Chordata, Actinopteri, Cypriniformes, Danionidae. The record is from RefSeq and is a predicted model, not a curated record.
UGACAUUUUCAUUGUGGUGUCUCUUAUUCAAAGGUGGUUGCAAAUGUUUCCCAAAAUACUCUAAUUCAUGAUUGCACCACUAAAAUGUCCAUCACUGCAUUAUCUGUAAUAUUAAACAUUAAAUCACCCUGCACAGCUUUCCUUGACCCUCAGUUUUGUGGUAAUCUCAUCAGUAAAUUUCUAAAGCAAUUUAUGUUUGCGGUUUUGACUUCUAAUAGUUUGACUUAUUAAUAAAUAUAUUAGAGAAUACAAUUUCUCUGCAGGUUUUAAACCACCGCCCUCAUCCUACUUGUGCUGUUUUCACUUCCAUCACUUCAUUUGCAGAAGCAUUUGAGAAACGUUGAUCACUGAGAUCUCAUCCAUUACAGCAGACCAAUCUAUCUGCAUGUUCAGACAUUUAGCAAGAUGAGAGGAUACUUACUUGGAGUACUUGUACUUCUGAAAUACUGCAUUUGUGGUGAUGUGGUGGAUUUUGAUGGAGACAUCAAAGACUUUGUAGUUGGUAACGGUAAGCUGUUUGUUCUUACUGAAAAUCGACUGCAUCAGAUGAGACACGAUCUUUCUGAAGAGAAGAAGAAGGACAUCAAUAAUAGCACUCAUCCAGUCAACAUUCUGGUGCCUUUUGACGACAACGGCACCCUGAUUACAUGUGGGACUUAUGAAGAUGGAUACUGUGAAGUUCUUGAUAUAAAUGACAUUACAAACAGUAUUUACUAUGAAAGUAAAUUAUUUUUGGGACCGAAAGAGACUGAGAAAUCUGUAGCGUUUAUUGCAGGUGCAAGCAGCAGUAAAUACCUUUUGAUUGGGAAAAAGCUCGACCAAUCAACAUCUCAAAGUCCCGUUGUUACAUUGCGAAACACUGUACAGACUCAAUUUGGUGGUAUAUUAUCUUAUUCUGAGGAAGGAUCAGAUCCUGCCAUUCAGAGCACUGCAAGAGAUGUGGAGUUUGUUGAUGGAUUCCAGAGAGAUUCAUCCUCAGAUUUGUACUUAUUUCUCAACACAGAGACUGACUCUGAGAGGAAAGUUCACGUUCUGUGGAUGGACGGCUCUAAAAGUAAAAAGAGUGAAAUCUUCAAAUCUCUUCAGUCUGCAGUGAUAAAGUGCUGCAGUGAUAAAGCUCGUCCAGUGCUGGUCUCCUCUGCUGUUAUUCCCUCAGAGAAGGCUGUUAUUUGGGCAGGAGUGUUCAGUGCACAGGAUCAGCAGGACCCGGAGAACACUGCACUGGCUCUCUACAACAUCAGCAGCAUUCAAGGCAGAGUCAAAGAGUUCUGCACUCUGGGAGAAAAGAUGUGUGGUUCUGAGAGUGCUAGUGAUCUUCAGCUGCUCUCUGUGGUGUUCAAGUCCAGCUCAUUGUCAUCAGUAGCUGCAGUUAGAAAUGGAUCCUGGAUUGUGCUGUUCAUGGGAACCAGUGAUGGUCAACUGAUAAAGCUGAUUUUGGAUGAAAAUUACACACCAGGCUGUCCAUCAGUGCUGUACAAAUCAGAUGAUGAGCGAGCAGUGUUUCCCAGAAUGCACUUUGAUCCAGUAGAUUUCAAACACAUCUACAUCGCUCUGAGGAAUCAGUUAAGAAGAGUGUCUGUGGUUCCCUGUGCUGAAUACAAGCCUCUGAAGGACUGCAGAUCUGCUCUGGAUCCUCUUUGCGGCAAGAGUUCGAACACACAGAAUUACGCCACACUUGUGACAUUUCACACACGAUCUCUGCUCUUUGUUGUAUCUGCACGAUAUGUCUUAUUGUAGAGCUGUGUGUGUGUGUGUGUGUGUGUGUGUGUGUGUUUCUUCUAGACAUUCUAGCUCUCAAGGUAAAUGUUCAAAUUAAAUAAAUAUCAUGUGUGAUCAACCAGCAGGUGGUGUUAAACACCUUUUUAAUAUAGACUGUAUAAACAACAAUCCACUUAGUUCUAACAGCUGACUGAUUUUCUAUUUGGUACAACAGCACAAUUAUUCGUAGGAGCAUGCUUCUAAUGUAUCAUGGCUAAUUCCAUUUUAUUACUUGAUUAUCUGCUAUGCUGAUUAUCUACUAUACAUGCUAUCACUGUUUAUGCUUACUAGAAUCAUGGCAAAUAAAUGAAAUCCACAAAAAAAAAAGUCUCGUCUGGUUUAAAUGAAUAGGCACACAUACUGUAAGCACACAGAUACAUAAAAACAGAAGCAUCCCACAGCCAAAUACAUACAUUUAAAUUCAAUAGCAAUAAAAUUCAAUGCCUAAGAUGAAACUGGUAUGGCCCAAAACUGAUUUCUGCAAAUGUAAGUGUACUGCAUAUUUCACCAUGUAUACUUUAUGAAAUGUUGUCGAAGCUGCAGCUACAUUUUAUUUCUAUAAUGUAUUCAGUUGAUUUAACAACUACGAAGAUAAGUAAUUGACUAAUUGUUGAUUAUUCUACUUAUUAACCAAUUAUUCAGCUUUUUGGAAUUGGUUAAUAUUUUUAGUUGUGUAAUACUUUAAAGCUGCUUAAAGCAGUCAAUUGUGUACCAUAAAAUUUUAUUGAUAUUCUUUUGAUGUAAUGUUUUUUUUUGUUUUUGUUGUUGUUAUUUUGUCAUUGACAGGAAAUAUUGAAGCACAUAUCAACAUAUUCAUCUAAUAAUCGCCUUCAUAACACUGUGAACAUUAUCUGGAUGUUUCCUAAUAGGAAACCAUUGGAUGUAUCAAACUUCUUUUCACCCAUUUGCAAUGACAAAAACUGUGAUGUGGGCCUUUAUACUCCUUUUUGCACUCAGGCUUAUUCUAAUAAUUACACUUGCAGUCUCUGCACCUGACAGCUUGUUUACUGACACAGUAUAUUUCCUGUUUUGGGCUGUAGUAAGUGUGGAGAAUGCAUGUGUGUGUGUGCAACUUUUGAUUAACCAAUUGGAUAUACAACAGUGUUUUAUCUGAGCUUUAAUUACACAUUUUGUACAUUUAAUACUUCACACUUUAAAAUAAACCUCACUUUUUUUUUUUGCACAAUAGGUCUAUUUCACAAAUAUGGCAAUUGAGACCGGAAUAGGGAAGUGUUGUUUCCUGUUGCCCAGCCACUGCUAUGACUGCCAUUUAUUACAAUA